Fusarium fujikuroi IMI 58289 is the source of this 513-nucleotide messenger RNA. RefSeq lists its product as uncharacterized. Bases 1 to 513 code for a protein of 170 amino acids. The transcript has a single exon. Lineage: Eukaryota; Fungi; Ascomycota; Sordariomycetes; Hypocreales; Nectriaceae. The record is from RefSeq and is a predicted model, not a curated record.
AUGUCUACAAUCCAGACCGCUAUGGCCCAGCUUUUACCAGCCGAACGGCAGGCUUAUGAAGGCAAAGAGUUGUUAUCGCUCAACGCCGCUAUCAGCCGAACGCUUCUUACUAUCGAAACGGAUUGUCAACUAGCUCGCGACCUACGCAAGAUUCAGAUACGCAUCCGCCGUCAUAUCCUUGCCAGUCUCGUUGAGGAGGAUACAGCAGAUACAGCUCAAGGACCGAAUCAACAUGAAACGUCUCUUAAGGAUAUUUUGCCUCCUCCCGACACCAUCCUUCCCAGCAUCGAGCAGGAACUACACUAUGACCAUGCCAGACUAUCCACGCCUACAGUUGGUGGUACACCUGACGAAACGUCUGAACGAAAGAGAUGUCCAACUCCACCAAUCUCAGACGGCACAAGUGACGAAUUUCCGAUGGGAAAGAAGCGACCCGCUGACAACGAAUUUGGCUCUGCCGCUAAGCGCCCUAGAACAUGGCUCAGUACAAUUACUAGGGGGCUUUUAGCUUGA